AUGUGGUGGCGGCUCGGCUCAGGGGCCCUGUGGCGGCUUGGUAACCGGGUGAAUUUACUUGGGUUGGAGUGGUUUGAACCACUCGGUAUAGCACUUACUGGAGUGAAUGUAGUAUCGGAAAAUAAAUGGGCUGUACUAUAUAAUGAAUUUCCUGAUGUGUUCGGGGGCGGUCUGGGAAAGUACAAAGGGCCCCCUGUGUCUUUUGAGCUCGAUCCAUCUGUGACACCUAUACGGUUGAAGUAUAGGAAGGUGCCAAUCCCGCUUAAACCACGGAUCGAAGCCGAGCUGGACAAGCUCAUAGCCCAAGGAGUAUUGGAGCCAGUCCCAUUUAGGGGGAAAGUGUUUGCAAAGUUCGACCUCGCCCAAGCUUACCAACAGCUGCCUGUGACCAGGGAGGCGGCUGAGGCGCAGACAAUCGUCACCCACAGAGGGGCUUUUCGAGUGAACCGACUCCAGAUCGACGAACAUGGUGUCCACCCCACAGAGGACAAGGUGAGGGCAAUUAAGGAUGCCCCAUGUCCAGGGAACAAAAAGGAGCUCCAAGCAUUCCUUGGACUCCUCAAUUUUUACCACGCCUUCCUCCCCCACAAGGCGUCGGUAGCGGCCCCACUACAUGCCCUCCUGCACAAGGAGGCGAAAUGGCGGUGGGGGUCAGAUCAGGAACGGGCGUUCAAAGGAGUCAAGGCAUUACUGGUGUCCAAUGCAGUGUUGACUCACUACGAUGAUAAUAAAAUGUUGGUGUUGGCUGCGGAUGCAUCUCCUUAUGGGGUGGGGGCGGUGCUCAGCCACUUGAUGCCAAACGGCGAGGAAGCUCCCGUAGCAUUUUAUUCCCGCUCACUGUCAAGCGCGGAGAAGGGGUACGCCCAGAUCGACAAGGAGGGACUGGCGCUUGUUGCAGCAGUUAAAAAGUUUCAUGACUUUUUGUAUGGUCGGAAGUUUCUCCUUGUCACCGACCACAAGCCCCUGUUGGGAAUCUUUGCCCCGGACCGGCAACUUCCCAACAUCAUGUCAGCGCGGAUGCUGAGGUGGGCUCUGUUCCUGUCCGCCUACGAUUACGACCUGGAACAUCGGCCGGGUAAGGCGAUUGGUCACGCGGACGCUUUGAGUCGCUGCCCUCUGCCCGGCCUGGACUCAGACCCAGCUCCAGCUAACGAGGUGUUAGCGAUUGAUGAACUGUCCCAGGCUCCGAUCACCUCUAAGGACAUUGCGGCUGCGUCCGCUAAAGACAUUGUGAUCUCCAGAGUUUUGAACUGGGUUUGGAGGGGGUGGCCUGUGGGCUCCGUGGAGCCAGAAUUUGCGUGUUACAAAAUGCGUCAAAACGAGCUGUCUGUGUCAAAGGGAUGUCUUUUGUGGGGAAGCCGGGUGGUGGUCCCUCACAAACUCAGGGAAAAAGUGCUGAAAUCACUUCACGAGGGCCAUCCCGGCAUGGUCCAUAUGAAGGCGCUAGCUCGCGGGUACGUGUGGUGGCCCAGGCUAGACGCCGACAUUGAAGAGUGGGUUCGGGUGUGUGAGCCUUGUCAGCAGGCUAGGCCUGAACCACCAACCGCCACUCCUCAGAGAUGGGAGUCGGCGGGAAAGCCCUGGUCGAGAUUGCACCUCGACUUCGCAGGGCCAGUACAAGGGCAAAUGUUUUUGGUAAUUGUAGACGCUUAUACCAAAUGGUUAGAAGUGGCUCACAUGCGAUCGACCACUUCUAGCGCUGUCGUCACAGUGCUGCGACAGUUGUUUGCCACUCACGGGUUGCCUGACGUACUCGUGAGUGACAACGGCGCACAAUUUACUUCCGAGGAGUUCAGGAGGUUCUUGUCUGAUAACGGGAUCAGGCAAAUGACGGCCGCGCCGUUUCACCCGGCCUCAAACGGGCAGGCCGAGAGAAUGGUGAGAACAACUAAAGAAGCCCUUGCAAAGCUGGUAUGUGGUGAUUGGGGGGUGAAACUAGCUUCGUUUCUCCUGAGACAACAUGUUACCCCUUGUUCGGCGACAGGCCGCAGCCCGGCCGAGAUGUUAAUGGGUCGCCGUUUAGCAACGCUAUUAGACAGGUUGCAUCCAGAUCUGAACGAUCUGAAACCACAACCACAGACCGAGAGUCCGAAGGUCCGGACGUACGAAAAGGGUGAGCAAGUGUAUGCUCGUAACUAUGCCAGUGGUCACUCGUGGCUUCCAGCCACUGUCACCGAUGUUAUCGGUACUAGAAUGGUCAUGGCUGUUGCUCCGGGACACCUCGAGGUCAUCGACCCCACACACCCUGAGUUCUGGGAAUCGUGGGUAGACCAGCUUACCUGCUUCUUCACCUACCAUGAGGUCACCGAUGCUGGCAAGAAACGGGUGCUACUCCUCAGCACAUGUGGGGUGGCCACCAUUCGGCUCGCCAAAAGCCUCCUGGCACCCAAAACACUCCUGAAAAAUACCUACAACGAGAUCGUUGCAGCCUUAACAAGGAACUACGCACCAAAGCCCACAACGAUGGCCAAGCACAUGGACUUCCAAGUGCGCCUCCAAAAGCUCAGUGAGACAGCUGCCGCUUUCAUGGCUGACCUCCACCAACACGCAAUGAAUUGUGGAUUCACGAUGGUGAAAGAGAACAUCCUGACACAAUUCGUAUGGGGUCUAAAGGACGUGAAACUCGGUCACAAACUGGUAGGCACCGCUGACCUCAAGAUAGAUGGAGCCCUCCAGAUGGCCACUGCAUACGAGGGCUCACACCAGGACCAUCCUCCAUCUUCAUUGCACCAUGUGUUACCUGCUGCGACGUCCGACAACUCAGAUGAAGAUGAGGUCCUACAAGUUUGCCAACCCAGCCAUCGGAAGCCCCAACCCCAGGCCGGGGCCACCGUUCCUCAAGGAACACAAGCCUCCCAAGCGUCCUGUGCCAGCUACGGGGACUCACACGAGCGCAAAACAUGCUGCUUCCGUGAUGCCGUCUGCUGA
Gekko japonicus is the source of this 2928-nucleotide messenger RNA. RefSeq lists its product as uncharacterized. Gene Ontology annotation, biological process: DNA integration. The transcript is spliced from 5 exons. The coding region runs from base 1 to 2928 and encodes 975 amino acids. Gene Ontology annotation, molecular function: nucleic acid binding. NCBI's taxonomy places the organism in Eukaryota, Metazoa, Chordata, Lepidosauria, Squamata, Gekkonidae. The record is from RefSeq and is a predicted model, not a curated record.